UAUCUAGCCAGCGGCGGCCCACCGCCCAAUCUCUCUCCUCCUCGGCCGCCUCAAACCUUCCACCUCCACCCCCCCCCCUCGUCCUCCCGCACAGCCGAAACCCUAGCUCCACCGAUCUCUCUGCAGCCCGCGGGGAGGGGAUGGCGGCGGCACCGGCGGCGGGAGGGCAGGGCGGCGGCAUGGACACCGCCCUCCUCGACGAUAUCAUCCGCCGGCUGCUCGAGGUGCGGACGGCGCGCCCGGGGAAGCAGGUGCAGCUCUCCGAGUCGGAGAUCCGCCAGCUGUGCACUGUAUCCCGAGAAAUCUUCCUCAGCCAGCCUAAUCUCCUCGAGCUCGAGGCGCCCAUCAAGAUCUGCGGUGACAUCCAUGGUCAGUACAGUGACCUUCUAAGGCUUUUUGAGUAUGGGGGUUUCCCCCCAGAAGCCAAUUAUCUAUUCUUAGGUGACUAUGUUGAUAGAGGCAAACAAAGUUUGGAAACCAUAUGCCUCCUCCUCGCGUACAAAAUCAAGUACCCGGAGAACUUUUUUCUUCUCAGAGGAAAUCAUGAGUGUGCAUCAAUAAACCGGAUAUAUGGAUUUUAUGAUGAAUGCAAACGCCGAUUUAAUGUGCGGCUAUGGAAGGUCUUCACUGAUUGUUUUAACUGUCUCCCUGUGGCUGCACUAAUUGAUGAUAAAAUAUUAUGCAUGCAUGGCGGCCUCUCUCCUGAUCUGACACAUUUAGAUGAGAUAAAGAGCUUGCCCCGUCCUACUGAUGUACCAGAUACAGGUCUACUAUGCGACUUACUUUGGUCAGAUCCAGGAAAAGAUGUUCAAGGUUGGGGGAUGAAUGACAGGGGGGUAUCAUACACUUUUGGUGGUGACAAAGUUUCAGAAUUCCUGGAAAAACAUGACCUUGAUCUUAUUUGCCGAGCACACCAGGUUGUUGAGGAUGGAUAUGAAUUCUUUGCCGACAGGCAACUUGUCACCAUAUUCUCGGCUCCAAACUAUUGUGGUGAAUUUGAUAACGCAGGUGCAAUGAUGAGUGUUGAUGAAACUUUGAUGUGUUCUUUUCAAAUUCUUAAACCUGCUGAGAGAAAAAACAAAUUUAUGGCAUCAAACAAAAUGUGAAACGGUGAAGCCCUUUUCGCUCAUAGCGACUCUGAGGCUGUCCUGUGGUGCAUCUAGACAUCAAGGUGCAGGUGCUAGGCUUGAAGCAACAUUGGGCUGAUUCUGCCGGAGAAGCCAAAUAAUAUCAUAUCUAACAGUUGGUCUGGAGGUUACUUUUCAUGGCAAGUGCCAUUUUUUUCCAUUUUCUGUUAUCAUGUGCGAAACUCCCGUAGAUGUAGAUAUAUUGAUUAUGGAAGGAUUAAGUUGCCAAUUGACCUGAGGCGGUUUCCUUCUGCAGCCAGGAAAAAAAAAUCUGAAUAUGGAGUUUCUGUUUGGUAGUUUCACUAUUUAAAAGCACAUGUAUCGCUUGUAUGGAGGUAACAACUUAUGCAAGCCCGUGUUUUAUGUUGCUUGUAAGCGAAAUUCGAUGAGCUUUAUCUUGUU
This is a messenger RNA of Oryza brachyantha (malo sina), 1529 nucleotides long. Its product is annotated as serine/threonine-protein phosphatase PP1. The transcript has 4 exons. Lineage: Eukaryota; Viridiplantae; Streptophyta; Magnoliopsida; Poales; Poaceae. Gene Ontology annotation, molecular function: protein serine/threonine phosphatase activity. Gene Ontology annotation, cellular component: cytoplasm; nucleus. Bases 141 to 1106 code for a protein of 321 amino acids. The record is from RefSeq and is a predicted model, not a curated record.